GAUAUCCUGUCUAUCUAGUAUCUAGUGAUUGUUCGCUAUCCCCAUGUACACUUUGACCAAUCCUGGGGAAAUAUAGCUUUGGGAAAGCUCAUGCUUAGAAUGUUCAUAGUUUCACAAUUUCAUGGAGGUUGACAUGAUUGUCCUGACUAAUGGUGGUCGCAUUCUUGGUCUGGGUGAUCUUGGGGUCCAGGGAACUGGAAUACCCAUUGGAAAUCUUGAUAUGUAUGUCGCUGCUGCUGGAAUCAAUCCACAGAGAAUUUGGGACUUUGGCACCCUCAGUUGGAAGGAGAGGAGUAUCUAUCAAUUGUUGAUGAAUUUAUGGAGGCAAUUCACGUCCGUCGGCCCAAGGCUAUUGUGCAGGGAAUUGCUGGUGUUGCACUGGCAGGACUGCUUGGAAGCGUAAGGGCACAAGGUCGAGCAUUGACUGACUAUGUGAACCAGAAGAUAGUUGUAGUUGGAGCUGGAAGUGCAGGGCAUGAUGUUUUUAACAUGGCUACAAAGGCUGUUUCAAGAAUGGCAGGAGCUGAAGCAAGUCCUCAGUUUUUCCUACUUGAUAAAGAUGUGUGGUUCUACAGCUAUUACUUGCUCUCUAACUUUUUUGUUCCUAAUGUCAAUUACCGUAUUAGCCUUUAUUAUGUGUUACUGGGUAUUUAUCUUCUAAUAAAAUGUGGAGAACAUAUGUUUGUACAUAUUUGUAAAGAAAGAGAUUUU
Molecule: messenger RNA, 711 nt
Organism: Camellia sinensis
Lineage: Eukaryota; Viridiplantae; Streptophyta; Magnoliopsida; Ericales; Theaceae
Source: RefSeq, a predicted model, not a curated record